GAAGCAUAUAUACAAACAAGAUAAAACCCUAAAUUCAAAACCUCAACACAGAACUGAACACUAGCUUAAGCCAAGAAAGAAUCAAAAGGACCCGCAAAUUUUUGCCAUUUGGUUUUAUAAAAUUAUCAAUCAUGCCGAAGUCUAAGCGUAAUAGAACAGUUACACUAACAAAAACGAAGAAGAAAGGAAGGGAACAUAAAGAGUCGAUAGUGAAUUCUAUAAGGGAGGCUGCGGAAACCUACAAUUCAAUUUAUGUGUUUUCUUUUGAGAACAUGAGGAAUCUCAAGUUCAAAGAGUUUAGAGAGCAGCUCAAAACUAGUAGCAGAUUCUUCCUUGGAUCAAACAAAGUAAUGCAAGUAUCUUUAGGCCGUACUGUUGCAGAUGAGGUUAGGCCUGGUAUUCACAAAGUAUCUAAGCUCCUGCGCGGAGAUGCUGGACUUUUUCUUACCAACUUACCAAAAGAAGAAGUUAAAAGGUUGUUUAAUGAAUAUGAAGAAUAUGACUUUGCGAGGACAGGAAGCAUUGCGACAGAAAAGGUAGAACUUAAGGAAGGUCCUUUGGAACAGUUCACUCAUGAAAUGGAGCCCUUUCUGCGCAAGCAAGGGAUGCCUGUUCGGUUGAACAAGGGUGUUGUGGAGCUAGUUUCAGACUUUGUUGUCUGUGAAGAGGGAAAGCAUUUGUCACCUGAGUCAGCUCGCAUACUACGAUUACUGGGGAUUAAGAUGGCUACCUUCCGGCUUCACUUAAUCUGCAGAUGGAGUCCUGAAGAUUUUGAGCUUUAUAGGGAAGGACAGGACGAGUCAGAUGUUGAUUCUGCAUGAGAUUUUGCAGCAAUCACAAGUCUGUGCACUUCUUGAAUCUGUGUAAAAUACUGAUAUGAUUUAUCAAAAUUGCUUGUGUAAUACAAAUUCAUGAGUAGGCAGUGUGUUUGUAGUGCAAGUACUGCAGGAGCACAAGUUUUGGGUAAUCAAAAGGCAGCAUGGUGUUUUGACUGCUUUUUAAAAAGAGAAUACAUGAUAUGAUUCUUGUUCA
Molecule: messenger RNA, 1032 nt
Organism: Ricinus communis (castor bean)
Lineage: Eukaryota; Viridiplantae; Streptophyta; Magnoliopsida; Malpighiales; Euphorbiaceae
Product: mRNA turnover protein 4 homolog
Exons: 8
Coding region: 132-821 (229 amino acids)
Biological process (GO): nuclear-transcribed mRNA catabolic process; ribosomal large subunit biogenesis; rRNA processing
Cellular component (GO): nucleolus; preribosome, large subunit precursor
Molecular function (GO): RNA binding
Source: RefSeq, a predicted model, not a curated record